AUGCCAAGAACUCAAUCUCCUAUUGUGCUCUCACAGCAGAAGAAGGUUCACUUAGACAAGGCGGAGGUCUUGGUCCUCAGGGACCACCUAGAGGACUGGAGGUCAGUGAAAGGUAAAGAAAGAUCAAGGGUGCUCAUCGCCAUCUACAAGGAAGCCUCACUCCAAGCUCCUACCAAGGACCGAGCCAUAUUGAAAGCUCGGAAAAAGAUUUACAAGCAAUGGUUGCAAAACCAAUCUCGGCGGAAAAAAGAUCCCAAGCCACUCAUCAAGUAUGGCAGACGUUGGACAGCAAGGAAAGUCCUAAUCCAGACUCAUAAACACCUAAUCCGAGAAGAGACAGGGGAAAUGGCUGGAAGUGAGGAGAUGAUCAGCAAGUGGCCAAGGGCGGCGAAGUCAGUAAUUGAUGGUUUGUCGGCGGAGGAGAGGGAACAGGCGGCAGCUACGGCGGAGAAAUGGAACCAUCAAGCGGCGCCGCCGGAAGUGCAAGCCGAGGUCGCCGAGAGCAAGGGCGCUGAGAUGAUCGAGCAUUUGACCACCGAAAUGUUCAAGCAAGCUGGAAUGAGGGUCUGUGUGUUGUCUGCAUGGAACAACAGCAAAGGGAAGCUGAUGUUAGGAGGUCAUGACUUCAAUGAACAGUUUGGGAACGGCGAGAGCUUCAUCAAGACCAGAGAUUGGGACGGCAUGUUUAUGUUGGAAUGGGGGGAAUAUGCAGGGGAGCAAUUCGAUGCGGAGGAUGCGGAGGAGCCACGAAUGGUAAAGUCAAAGAAGCGGCAGCCCCAGAAGCUGAUCGAACUUGAAGAGGAUGCCGAUGGCUGGCUGAUGCUCCCUGAUACAAUGGGAUGGAAUUGUGCCAAGCAACAACACAUGAUUCGAUCAUUCCUCACGAAACUAUACAGGAUGUGUGGUGGGGAAGACACCUCCAAAUCAGCGGUGCCAUGGGGCAAUGUAAGCCAGGACCCAUUGGCGUACUUUGACGGCACAAAAUGGCCCGCCGGCAUGCAAUUCAAGGAACCCUCCAAGAUGGAUAUAUCAGAUACAAGUGCUUUGCUGCAAUUCUGGUUUGCCUGGCAAGAACAAAAUAUUCAACCAGCCUUUUCAUUCAUGGUGUGGCAAGAUUCUGAUAGUGACAUAUGUGAGGCAGUUGUUUCUCCAGCACCCCGGCAGGCCGCCAUGAAUAGAAACCGCACUCAACGGACACAGCCAAAGGGAAAGUACACAGGCAAUCCCUUACCAUCGCACCGGGCCAUCAAAGAAAGCAGUUCGGAGGAUGAGUUAUAUGGCAAUGAUGGUCACUCCUCUAGUGAAGGUGAUGAACCACUUUUCACUGCCCAGAAAAAGGAUGUGACGCCACCGCGACAGGCCACACUCCCGACUAACAAGCCUCGCAAGCUCAAGUCUGACGCUGCUCCGCCACGGCGAAGUGCAUGGCAGACACUGGCUGCCAUCGGCGAUGUGCCAAAACCAGCUAUUGCCACGUUCAGCAACACCAAGGAGCCGGCCAUACCUCAGAGGAAGGCCGCAAAGCAGCCAUCUAGAUCAUCUGGUGCUGUCACGAGAAGAAAGGAGGUCACAUAUGUGGCCAAUGAUCAGCCCCGGGGAUCAAAAUGCUGCGCUCCUGAGGCCGUUAGAGAUACGCCGGUGAAGAGAACCAGGAGCAAGACAUGUGCACCAGAGGCAUCUUUGGGUAGACGCAGCAAGAAGUGA
Molecule: messenger RNA, 1704 nt
Organism: Suillus discolor
Lineage: Eukaryota; Fungi; Basidiomycota; Agaricomycetes; Boletales; Suillaceae
Exons: 5
Coding region: 1-1704 (567 amino acids)
Source: RefSeq, a predicted model, not a curated record